GUUGGGCCUGUAGCGCGGCGCCAAAGUGAAAGCAAGGAGAUGGAAUCGACCGUGGGCUCCAUGCAGGAGCAGGCGCUGAAGAGGAAGGAGAGGCUGAAGGCUCUUCGAAACAAACAGCUUCACGGUAGCAGUCCAGAGGAUGAGGAGCCAGACAAGAAGAGGAUGCUGAGAGAGGAGGAGUAUGUGGAGGAGAGACACAGAGAACUGAAGCUACGGAACUAUACCCCAGAGGAUGAGGAGCUAAAGCAGAGGCAGGUGCCCAAAGCUAAACCUGCCUCAGUGGAGGAGAAGGUGAAGGAGCAAUUAGAAGCAGCAAACCCUGAGCCAGUCAUUAAGGAAGUGGAUUUGGUCAACUUGGCUCCCAGGAAACCGGACUGGGAUUUAAAGAGGGAUGUAGCUAAGAAGCUGGAGAAGCUGCAGAAGAGAACACAGAGGGCGAUCGCGGAGCUCAUCCGUGAGCGUCUGAAGGGCAGUGAAGUGGAGUUGGCUGGGGCUGUAGCAGCGGUGAAGGAGGGAGAGGGUGAUUCAGACUGAGUCCUGGAGUCCAGCAAAGGUCCAGACUCCAGUGCUGCAAACAUGGACCAGAUCUGUUGCUCCUGGAUUCACUCUUUUCUGGAGGAAUGAGGAUCCCAGAAUUUCUUCAGAGGGUUUAUGGCAUCACUGGAGGAGACCUUCAAUGUCAUGGCCUGCUUCUGCAUAAGGCCCUGUCUGUUGGAAGUGUUCAUGUACUGAGUACAAGCUUUCGGUCAGUGUGGUGAUUGACGCUCUUGUUUUUUUAAGAGGGUCAAGUCUGAUAUAUUCAACAUUAUCCAACUCCUGUAACAGCCU
Scleropages formosus (Asian bonytongue) is the source of this 828-nucleotide messenger RNA. It is a transcript of the gene ccdc12, whose product is annotated as coiled-coil domain containing 12. Lineage: Eukaryota; Metazoa; Chordata; Actinopteri; Osteoglossiformes; Osteoglossidae. Gene Ontology annotation, cellular component: post-mRNA release spliceosomal complex; U2-type spliceosomal complex. The record is from RefSeq and is a predicted model, not a curated record. The transcript is spliced from 7 exons. Bases 40 to 534 code for a protein of 164 amino acids.